Molecule: messenger RNA, 1248 nt
Organism: Ustilago hordei
Lineage: Eukaryota; Fungi; Basidiomycota; Ustilaginomycetes; Ustilaginales; Ustilaginaceae
Exons: 1
Coding region: 1-1248 (415 amino acids)
Biological process (GO): endoplasmic reticulum to Golgi vesicle-mediated transport; retrograde vesicle-mediated transport, Golgi to endoplasmic reticulum
Cellular component (GO): endoplasmic reticulum membrane; endoplasmic reticulum; Golgi membrane
Source: RefSeq, a predicted model, not a curated record
AUGGCCGAUCUACUCGACAACCUGGACAAGCUGCCCAAGAUCCGUCAAUUCGAUGCUUUUCCCAAAACCCAAUCGAUCUACACCCAACGAUCUUCCAAAGGCGGUCUCUUAACCAUCAUCUCCACCGUCACCCUGCUCUUCUUGCUAUGGACUGAGCUAUCAUCCUACCUUUAUGGCGAACGAGCGUAUUCCUUCGCUGUGGAUAGCCAACUCUCCUCGACGAUGCAAAUCAAUAUGGACAUGACGGUUGCUAUGAAGUGUCACUAUCUCACUAUCGAUGUACGGGACGCAGUUGGUGAUAGACUACACGUUUCCGAUUCCGAGUUCACCAAGGAUGGAACUACGUUCGAUAUUGGCCAUGCUGACAGGUUGGAUGCUAUGCCUCGAGAAGAGCUUUCAGUGCAAAAAACCAUCAACCAAGCGCGCAAGAAGCCCUUGUAUCGCAAGAAACCAAAGAACAAAAAGUUCAGCAGACAAGUUGCAUUCCACAAAACCGCUCACAUCGUACCCGACGGCCCCGCAUGUCGAAUCUAUGGCAGUAUGGAAGUCAAACGAGUCACCGGCAACUUACACAUCACAACCCUCGGCCAUGGCUAUCUCUCCUUGGAACACACUGAUCACAAACUCAUGAACCUUAGCCAUGUGAUCCACGAAUUCAGCUUCGGUCCUUACUUCCCCGAAAUCUCGCAACCUCUCGACUCGUCAGUAGAAACAACGGAUAAACACUUCACCGUGUUCCAAUACUUCAUCUCCGCUGUCCCCACCCUCUUCGUCGAUGCGAGAGGCCGCAAACUCCAUACACAUCAGUAUUCGGUGACCGACUACACAAGGCAGAUCGAACACGGCAAAGGCGUACCCGGAAUCUUCAUUAAAUACGACAUUGAGCCGAUUCAGAUGACGAUUCGAGAAAGGUCGAGUACAUUUGUUCAGUUCUUGGUCAGGUUGGCCGGGGUGCUGGGUGGUGUCUGGGUUUGUGUCGGGUAUGCGUUUAGAAUGACCAAUAGGUUGGCCGGCUUGGCGACGGGGGAAAGGGAGAGGCAGAGUCCCGAGAGUUAUGCAGCGGGUUAUGGAUAUUCGAGACCAGGGACCGCGGAGAAAUCCAAUAGUUGGGUCGGGACGAAUGACGCAGUGGACAAGUUGAAGGAUAAAUGGGCUGGAUUUGGAGGGGGGGUGGGAAGGAGUGGUGGCCAUAGGAAAGUGGAUAGUGUUCAACAGAGAAUUCUUUCGGAGGAAGGCAGAGCGUUUUAA